Messenger RNA from Linum trigynum, 602 nucleotides. The record is from the annotation of a GenBank genome assembly. Lineage: Eukaryota; Viridiplantae; Streptophyta; Magnoliopsida; Malpighiales; Linaceae.
CUUACUCUUUGAAAUUAUUUUUCUAUUGCAUCGUUUGGAAGAUAGAGUUUGACACUACAGAAUAGAGAUUAAUUUGAUUUAAUUUUUCUAUUGCAUCGUCACACCCGCCACCGCCGAAGAUCCAGACACCACCGUCGAAGACCCAGGCGUUGCCGCCGCAGAUAGAAGCGUCGUCGCAGCUGACAGAAGCGCCACCGCCUGACGGAGAUGUCGUCCGACGAAGACGAACUAGUCGCUGGCAGAGGCCAGCGAGGUCGUGGAGUCGGCGGCCGUUUUCGCAUUCCUAGGCUUAUGGACCCUUAUUCGAUGAGACUACCGCCGACGACAAUUGAUCCAGCUCCGGUCGAUCCCGUACUUCUUUGGGGACAUGGCCAACAUCGUAUCGACUCAAUUUGGGCAAACGAGGUAAGUAUUUGAUAAUUAUUCAUGUAAAGUUCAUUAGCUAAUUAGAUUAUUUUAGUUGGUGAACUGAACUGUACUGAAAUUAGAAUAGGAUUACGUAUCAAAUUUUUUGAAAUUAGUAUAAUUUGAUAUUAGAUUAUAUAGAUUAGAAUUUAUUAGGUGAAAAUUAGGAUUACUACGAAUGAAAUUGAAUUAAUAUA